AUGGCUAAGUUCUAUGAUGAAAUACCCGAAUCUCUCAUCGAAUGGAUCAAGAAACAGCACAUGUUUUGGGUAGCUUCGGCUCCCCUGAGUCCUGACGGACAUGUAAAUCUCUCCCCCAAGGGCACAGCGGAUAGUUUUCAUGUCGUGAACUCUCGUCGAGUUUGGUAUCAGGAUUUGACCGGAAGCGGAGUGGAAACGAUCUCUCAUAUCAGGGAGAAUGGUCGCGUAACGAUCCUGUUCAGUGCCUUCGAAGGACCUCCCAGGAUUUUGAGAUUGUUCGGAACAGGAACUGUAUACGAAUAUGGUACAGAAGAGUACGAAUCUCUUAUUUCUCCUGAGACUCGGAAGCCGGGCUCCCGUGCAGCUAUCGUCAUCGAUGUGUACCAAUGUCAAACGACAUGUGGAUUCGCUGUUCCAAUGUAUGAUUUUGUCACACAUCGCACCCAACUCCUCCGAAUGGCCGAUAUCGAAGAGUCACGCAACCGCGUUUCAGACACCGUAUCCUCCUCAGAGACCAAUAAGAAGGGUAUCAAAGCAUAUUGGGUACAAAAGAACUUGAGAAGCCUUGAUGGUCUGCCUGGUCUGCUCGUGGCACCUGAUUCCAAAGUGACGCCUGUCAAUAAUUUUAACAAGGACAGUCAAAGACCGAAGUUGCGAUACUCAUCUUCGAGAGAGGGAAGCUCCCAGAGCAGCGGUGCAAGUGUAGCCAUUGGUUUUGCCCUUGGUGCCUUGGUCGCUACUGCCAUUCCUUACAUCCUAUCUGUUACCAGAAAGUUUGAUAUCCAGAUAAUCCCCAUGGCCAAGUACUAUGAUGAAAUACCUGAAUCUCUCAUUGAAUGGGUCAGGAAACAGCACAUGUUUUGGGUUGCUUCAGCUCCUCUUGGUCCUGGUGGACACGUCAAUCUCUCCCCCAAGGGUACAGCGGAUUGCUUCCAUGUGGUGAACUCUCACCGAGUUUGGUACGAGGAUUUGACUGGAAGUGGUGUGGAGACUAUAUCUCAUAUCAGGGAGAAUGGUCGCAUAACGAUUCUGUUUCACUCCUUCGAGGGACCUCCUAGGAUCUUGAGAUUGUAUGGGACAGGGACUGUAUACGAAUAUGGCACGCAAGAGUAUGAAUCUCUUAUUCCUCCUGAGACUCGUAAACCGGGGUCUCGUGCGGCUAUCGUCAUCGAUGUAUACCAGUGUCUAACGUCGUGUGGAACUGCUGUUCCAAUCUAUGACUUUGUUACGCACCGCACUCAACUCCUCCGAUCGUUCGACAUAAAAGAGUCACAUGACCGCGCUACUGUCUCCACAGAGAUUAAUCCGAAAGGCCUUAGAGCAUAUUGGAUGCGACAGAACCUCUCAAGCGUGGAUGGUCUUGCCGGUCUGCUCAUAGCACCUGAGUCUAAAGCAACGUGCUCCAGCGUUUUUGACAAAGGUCCAAGACCGAAGUUGCACCGUUUGUCUUCCAGGGAUGCGGGCGUCCUGGGUACCGGCACGACUUUAGCGCUUGGUUGUGCCAUUGGCGCAUUGAUAGCUACUGCUCUUCCCCGCAUUCUUUCCGUCACUGGGAACUUUGGUACGCGAACCUGA
This is a messenger RNA of Suillus discolor, 1575 nucleotides long. RefSeq lists its product as uncharacterized. The transcript has 8 exons. The record is from RefSeq and is a predicted model, not a curated record. NCBI's taxonomy places the organism in Eukaryota, Fungi, Basidiomycota, Agaricomycetes, Boletales, Suillaceae. The coding region runs from base 1 to 1575 and encodes 524 amino acids.